This is a messenger RNA of Miscanthus lutarioriparius, 1323 nucleotides long. NCBI's taxonomy places the organism in Eukaryota, Viridiplantae, Streptophyta, Magnoliopsida, Poales, Poaceae. The record is from the annotation of a GenBank genome assembly.
AUGCAGCCGAGCGGCCGUGAGAUCGCCGGCGGCGAGGGCGGGGGCGUGGCGCAGCAGGCGGACGACUUCUUCGACCAGAUGCUGUCCACGCUGCCCUCCGCGUGGGCUGACCUGGGCGCCGGUGGCAAGUCGCCCUGGGAACUCACCGCGACCGCGGGCGCCGGCGCCGGCGCGGCCGAGGACCCCGCCGCGCAGAACCACUUCGGCGACGAGUCGGCGCUGCUCGCGUCCCGCCUCCGGCAGCACCAGAUCAGCGGCGGGGACAUCAAGUCCUCCGCCUCCCCGGUCAUGCUGCAGCUCAGCGACCUGCACCGCCACGGCGGCAUGGGGGGCGAGGACAGCGGGGGCAACGGGUUCUCCCCGCUGCCGCUCUUCACGGACCGGUCCGCCGCGCCAGCGCGGGAGGAGAUGGAGGGCGGCUUCAAGUCGCCCAACUCCGCCGGAGGUGAUCACUCCUUGUUCAACGGGUUUGGGAUGCACGGCGCGGCCUCCGUGCAGCCACAAUUUGGCCAGAGUGCAUCAAUGUCGCCGCAGAGCCUGGGAGGGCCUGCGGCGAGCGGCGGCGCACCCCCAGCUGGCGGGGCAGCUUCAUCGGCCGGGGGCGGGGCGGCACCCCCGCGGCAGCAGCGGCAGCGGGCGAGGAGAGGGCAGGCCACUGACCCCCACAGCAUAGCGGAACGUCUUCGAAGGGAGAGGAUCGCGGAGCGGAUGAAGUCGCUGCAGGAGCUGGUCCCGAACGCCAACAAGACGGACAAGGCGUCGAUGCUGGACGAGAUCAUCGACUACGUGAAGUUCCUGCAGCUACAAGUCAAGGUUCUCAGCAUGAGCCGGCUGGGAGGAGCCGCUGGCAUGGCGCCUCUGGUUGCAAGCAUGGCUUCAUCUGAGGGCAACAGCAAUGGAAGCGGCGGCGGCAACAAUAGCGGCGGAAAAGGCGGCGUCGGUGCUGGUGCUACCACCAUGAGCGGCAGCGGCGAAAACGGCAACGGCGGCGGGGUGCGGGUGACGGAGCAUCAGGUGGCGAAGAUGAUGGAGGAGGACAUGGGCACGGCCAUGCAGUACCUGCAGGGCAAGGGCCUGUGCCUGAUGCCCAUCUCCCUGGCGUCCGCCAUCUCCUCCGCCACCUCGUCCGCGUCGCUCCUCUCCCGCCCGCCCGCCGUCGGCCGCCACGCUGUUGCCGCCACAGCCGGCCAGAUUCACGACGCCAACGGCGGCGCUGCCGCGGCGACGACGUCGGCUAACAGUGCCGGAGGAGGAGGAGGAGGCGAUGACUCACGGUCCGCCAAGGACGGCGGCGGGAAACUAGCAGUGAGGUUGCCUGCCUGA